Messenger RNA from Malania oleifera, 4625 nucleotides. RefSeq names its product protein TRANSPORT INHIBITOR RESPONSE 1-like. Gene Ontology annotation, biological process: SCF-dependent proteasomal ubiquitin-dependent protein catabolic process. Gene Ontology annotation, molecular function: protein binding. Lineage: Eukaryota; Viridiplantae; Streptophyta; Magnoliopsida; Santalales; Ximeniaceae. The transcript has 3 exons. The record is from RefSeq and is a predicted model, not a curated record. The coding region runs from base 845 to 2623 and encodes 592 amino acids. Gene Ontology annotation, cellular component: SCF ubiquitin ligase complex.
AAUAAUAUAUAAAAUAAAAAAAACGUCAUAAAUUAUAAUUUUUCAAAUGUAUAAAAACAAAAAUACAAAACAGAGGAUAGAAAUAACAUCAAGCAGCUCCUAAAUUUCGUGCGUGUACUGGGCCUUUAAGCUUGUGAAGAAGAAUUGAGCUUCUCCGGCCCAAAGACCUGGCCCAAAACAGACAUUCUUGGGCUCCAGGCCUCAACGGCUUGACACCUAACGAGGCCCAGAAUUAUGACCAAGCGGCCCAAUCCCCAUUGAAAAUAUCCACGAGUUCUGGUGCGAUAAUUAGAGGACACGAAAUUAUCCAAUUUGUCGCGAGAACAAGAACAGUUGUUCAUGUGAAGAAGCAGAUAAGGGGCGCCCCACGAGACACUCCAUGUGAUAGAAGCACUGUUGAUCGGACGGCCACAAAUGCAUCUGAAACAAAUCGGAACCGUCGAUCUCAACUUUAAUCAUUGACCUUUCAGUAACUUUUUUACCAGUCAACUUUUGACCACACAAGACACAAUCACUCCAUCAAAACCUUAUCUCUUUCUACAGUAGCGAAACAGUUCUCAUUCCCUCUGUCACUCUCUCUCUAGCUUUCUCUCUCUAGCCCUCCCUAGAUUCUCUCCAAGCUUGUUCCUUGCGGGAGUUGGGGGUCUCAGAUCUGCCAUUGCUAGAGAGAAAUAAAGCUUAGAGCUUUGAUUGAGGUCACCAUUUUUUUUCUUACUUUCUCUAGAAAGCCGAUAAUAGAUUCUCAGAUCACUUGCUGUUGAACAACUAGUAAACGGGAAAGUUCUGAUAGCUUCAGAUCACCGCAUCUCUCUCGCACUCUCGCCCUCUCUCUCUCUCGGUCCAGAUGCAAAUUGAUUUCUGCAGAAUCAAAGCUUCAAUGGGGUGCACCUUUCCAGAAGAGGUGUUGGAACACGUUUUGUCCUUCAUUGACUCGCACAGCGACCGGAACGCGGUCUCGUUGGUCUGCAAAUCGUGGUACGACGUGGAGCGGUGGAGCCGGCGGAAGGUGUUCAUAGGCAACUGCUAUGCCGUGAGCCCUGCGAUAGUGAUCAGACGCUUUACGGACCUCCGAUCGGUGUCGCUCAAGGGGAAACCUCAUUUCGCGGACUACAAUUUGGUCCCGGAGGGCUGGGGAGCGGAUGCGCUCCCUUGGAUCGCGGCGUUGGCCGACGCGUACCCGUACCUGGAGGAGCUGAGGCUUAAGCGUAUGGUUGUGACUGAUGAAACUUUAGAAUUGAUCGCCCGAAAGUUUAAGAAUUUUAGGGUUUUGGUGUUGAGUUCUUGUGAAGGGUUCUCCACGGAUGGAUUGGCUGCCAUUGCUUCCAAUUGCAGGUAUUUAAAAGAGCUGGAUUUGUCAGAGAGUGAGGUGGAGGAUAUGAGUGGAAACUGGCUUAAUGAAUUCCCUGAUUCUUACACGUCACUGGAAUCACUUAACAUUUCCUGCCUGAGCUCUGAAGUGCGAUUCACUGCCUUAGAGCGCCUAGUUAGUAGGUGUUCCAACCUUAAGUCACUCCGGCUCAACCGCACAGUGCCCCUUGAAAAGAUACCCAAUCUCCUUCAAAAGAUCCCACAGCUGGCUGAGUUGGGUACAGGCUUAUAUGCAGCAGGACUGCACCCUGAAGUAUGCUCAAAUCUUGUGGGGGCUUUUGCUGGCUGCAAGGGGCUCAAUAGCCUCUGUGGGUUUUGGGAUGCAGACCCAUAUUACCUUCCAGCUAUCUACUCAAUCUGCUCUGGUCUUACCUGCUUGAACUUGAGUUAUGCCACCAUCCAAUCUCCUGAUCUCAUCAAGCUGCUGAGCCAGUGCCGGAAUCUGCAGCGCCUUUGGGUGCUGGAUUAUAUUGAAGAUAGUGGCCUUGAUGUCCUUGCAAUGUCUUGCAAGAACCUGCAGGAAUUGAGAGUGUUUCCUUCUGACCCAUUUGGUCUGGAGCCGAAUGUCUCAUUGACUGAACAAGGCCUUGUUGCUGUUUCUAUGGGAUGCCCCAAGCUUCAGUCAGUACUAUAUUUCUGCCGCCAAAUGUCCAAUGCUGCCUUAUGUACCAUUGCUGCAAACCGCCCCAACCUAACUCGCUUCCGCUUGUGUAUCAUUGAGCCCAAGUGUCCUGACUACCUUACUCUAGAGCCACUUGAUGUGGGUUUUGGUGCUAUUGUUGAGCACUGCAAGGAUCUUAAACGCCUUUCGCUUUCUGGUCUCCUUUCAGAUCGUGUUUUUGAGUACAUAGGGACCCAUGCCAAGAAGCUAGAAAUGCUUUCACUGGCUUUUGCUGGUGAUAGUGAUUUGGGUCUCCAUCACAUUCUCUCAGGGUGCAAAAACCUUCGCAAGCUGGAGAUUAGGGAUUGCCCCUUUGGUGACAAGGCCCUCCUUGCCAACGUAGAAAAGCUGGAGGCAAUGCGAUCCCUUUGGAUGUCUUCAUGCAAAGUCAGUUACAAAGCUUGUAAACUGAUAGGCCAGAAGAUGUCGAGAUUGAAUGUUGAGGUUAUCAAUGAGGCAGAAACUCUAGAUUCAAGGACUGAUGCAUUCCCUGUUGAUAAGCUUUAUAUUUAUAGGACAGUUGCAGGACCCAGACCAGACACGCCAGGUUUUGUCUGGACUAUGGAAAAAAGCUCCGCUUUGAGGUUUUCUUAGCAGUUUACUGUUAUCCAUAAGAAUUCAUAAAUGCCUUCAGUGAGAGAGGUAUUGCAGGUGUGACCUUUAUUAUUUUCUCUUGAUUCAAAAUUGUGUUUUCAGUUGCUUAGAAUAAUUUAUGCGACAGGAACAGCUUUGCAUUGUUGAGUAAGAAAUAAAAUUAGCAUGUAAUGCUUGAGUGUUUUUUUGUCUGAUUUCUCAACCAAUUUGUGGACUUAGGCAAAGACAAUCAGUUAUUAUUAAUAUAUGAAAUACUGAUUUUUCUUUUUACAUGUUCCAUCAUACUGUGUAUUUGACAUGUAUUUGUAUUUCAUCUGUUCUGCUAGUCUGUAGGUACUUUCAAGCUAUUUUCAUGGGAGUCCUAGAGUAAUGCACUGUUCAUUGAAAGUCCUUAUUUACAAUCUUGAUUUAGAGUUGCAUCUUGCCUUUGUUCUAGUUGCAUUAUAACUUGUUUGAUGUCGAACAAAUAUUGACGGUACAACUUGUUUAACCUUUUCUGGAUAUAAUUACUUAACCACUACAAAAUUUGAUGGUAUUUGGUCUAUAUGCAUGCACAUGAAGUACGCAGGUUUUGAAAUGUUUUUUUAAUCCCGAACAGUAUAGUUUUUUACCUGUCGAAUCAAAGUCUAUGUAGUUUUGAUCUUUAAACUCCAUACGUCAGUGAGCCAAAAACUAUAUGUAGCUGUCCACUGAAACAAACUAAAGCUGUGCUUUUAUUCUGCCUUUUUUAUUAUGAAAGUACUUUUUUUUCCUAAUUAAUUAGCUUUUUUUCUGUAAAAUUGUUUUAGGACAAUUUUAGUGUGGGUGUCACAAAUUAAAGUCAGUGUCCUACAGUGGGAUUUUUCUUUUUGGUUCCUUCUUCCAAGUUGCAAAUAUUUUCUGAACCUUCUGAUUUGAGAUAUUCUUGAUGCAGUCAAUGAUGUGUAGUGGCCUCUUAAGACUAGUCAUGCAAGUGUCAUUCAGAAUUCACAAACCCAAAUUUAAGUUCAUAUUGAGGCACUAGGACAUUACUUGUCUAACAUUACAAAGUUCUAAGUAAUUUAAGUUCCAUGAUUGGAAAAUGAUGUGCAUCUUCCUCAACUCCCCAUCCCAGCUGUGCCGCUCGCAGGUUUAUUUUCCAGCAUUGAAGGUAAGUGGAGCUAGAUUAUCUUAUAGAGGCCACCCCAUUAUGGCAAGAAAUUGGUUAAUUUGGAGCACGAAAGUGAUAAUUUUUGGGGAUAAUCUUUGGAGCAUGAAUUCACUACGAGCAGCAGUGAAAAGAAAGGAGGUCACCCCUCCAAGGUGUUGGUGUCUCCUUAUGUUACAGCUCUAAGACUUAUGGUGCAGAAUACAGAAAGCAGUUAAUGAUUUGUGAUUGACAUCUCUGAAUUUUUUCACCAAAUCUUGUAUAGAAAUCCUCAUGUUUACAGGGGGAUUGGAUUUUUACUAAUAUUUGCGUUUAAACAUUGCCUAUAGCCUCACCAAAUCCCUUGAAAGUGGAUUCUACAGACUGUAUCAGCCUCCAUAGGGAUCUUUCAUAAUCUGAGAGCAGGAGUUGCAAUGUAGCUUACAGCCUCAGGGAAUCCUUUGCAAGCCAGCAUUCUCACUUCUGCUUGCCCAGGUGCUACACCGCAAAUACAAAAAUCAGGCCUACGCCCCACCAAUGCAUUUUUACAUCCUGCAGCUUUGGCAGAUGACUUCAUCUUCAGGGCAAGUGUAUGAAGCUCUACUCAUUUCUGGCCAUACCAUUGAAAGAGUGUAUUUUCUUCACUAUGGCAGGAUGUGGGGCAGUCAUGGUCAAGGUUAUAAUUCUUAUGUGGGUUGUUGAAGUGAAGAUCAAGAGGGUUGGACAGACUAUCUUCAGGAGGAGACUAAAAAUUCAUAAACUAUCAAAAACUAGUAGAAUGACCAUCACCAUGUUACCGUGUAGAUGAAGUUAUUAAAACAAAUUUGAAGUUGUAUAAGUACUUGUUAUGCAUGAUUAUUGAUUUAUUUGUUAUUAUUAUUAUUAUUAUUAUUAUUA